CCGACCGUUCAUUUCUCAUUCCUCCCGCAUUUCAGAAUAAGAUUGUUUCAAUAUUUGUGAGCUGAACCAUAGUACCUGCUCCAGUCUGCUUGGCGCCAUUGAAAACGUGCUUUGUGGUAAUUUGAGUACUACACCUAGAGCACGACAACUUAUAGUAGCAAGUUUGAAUAGAUAUCCGAAUAUUAGUCACACGUUUGCGUAUUUUAGUUACAGCACUAACAUAUGACCGAUAGUGUUGCAUUUAUUCCAAUGAACCCACCAGCGGAUGGGAAACUACCCAGCUUCCAGAUAGUGGAAACGAAUACAGCAUCGUAUGAACAACCAGACAAUGAAGAGUACAAUCCCUUUGAAAAUCGGCGUGUUCGAAAAGCUACAUCUUCUGCUGGUACGUUGAUCCAUCUGAUAAAAAGUUCACUGGGCACCGGAAUUCUUGCAAUGCCUUUGGCAUUUAAAAAUGGAGGUCUGGUGUUCGGCAUACUUGGAACGGCAUUGGUUGCUGCUAUCUAUGCGCACUGUGUACAUUUACUGGUUAGUACCUCUCAAAAAUCUUGUAAGCGGAACAAAAUCCCUUCACUUGGUUUUUCCGAGACGGCACAAACUGUGUGCGCUAAUGGACCACCCAGUGCUCGAAAAUUUGCCGCAUUCGCCAAAGCCUACAUCGACUACAUGUUACUAAUAAUGAGCUUCUUCUCGGUCAGCGUGUAUUUGGUAUUUAUCUCAACAACUCUACGCGACGUCAUCAAUUACGAGCUGCAAAUUGAGUGGGAAACUCGAACUUAUAUCUUGAUGACGACGAUCAUUGUAGCGCUUAUUACGCAGGUUCGAGAACUCAAGUAUUUGGUGCCCUUUUCUUUGCUCGCGAAUUCUUCCAUCCUGGUGGUAUUUAUCAUCACGCUUUACUAUAUCUUCAAAGACCCGGUUAACCUUGAAGAUCGAAACCUGUGGCCAGAAUGGACUAAUUUACCAUCGUUCUUUGGGAUAGCAGUCUAUGCGAUCGAAGGUAUUGGGAUAGUGCUGCCAGUGGAAAAUAAAAUGAAACAUCCUCAACACUUUCUGCAUCCCGUCGGUGUAGUGAACUUAGGCAUUUGCUUCAUUAGUAUAUUAUAUGUCAUUACCGGCUUUUUCGGUUACGCUCUCUAUGGUCCCAAAACCAAAGGAUCCGUCACAUUGAAUCUGCCCAAUGAAGAAAUUCUCGCAAAAUCAACUCAGCUGUUAGCGGCGUUGGCAAUCCUUCUAACAACUGGCCUGUACUACUACGUCCCGAUGGAGAUACUUUGGUUAAAAAUAGGACACAAGGUUCCUGCAAGUAGAGAGAGCUUGGCGCAGAUUUUGAUACGAUUAGGCAUUGUAGUCGUAAUGAUGGGUUUCGCGCUGACGGUUCCCGAACUGGAACUGUUUAUAGGAUUCGUGGGUUCGAUUGGAUCUGCAACGUUAGCCCUGUUGACUCCGAUUACUCUGGAUACGAUCUACCGGUGGCCAACAGAUUUUGGCUGGAUGCAGUGGCGUUUAGUGAAGAAUGUUAUUCUUGGAUUAUUUGGUGGCUUCAUUUUGGUCGUUGGGACGUAUUUCAGUGUGCAGGAUAUUAUCGAGAACAUCUAGUAGACGACAUUCAAAGUUUGGUACAUUUUAGAUCGAACGGUUUUUUUCGAUAUGGAUUCGUGUCGAUUUGCGAUAAGAAACUUUGAAACCUAUUAUCAUUUUUUAAACGUUUUCUUUUAUUCGAAUAUGUAAUAUUUAAUACUGAAAGGAAUGGAAACCGCAUCUCAAUAGGAGCACAAAAAUUUGGAAAGAAUGUAAUGCAUUGCUGGGCCGCCAAGAGUGGGGGGACCGGGGUGUUUCCUCCCGGGCCCGGAGUUCUGAAGGGAGCCCGGAUUUAUAACAGAAACUAAAAUUUUGACAAAUACUUUUUCGACAAAAAUUUAUUUGAGAAUGCAAUUAAAAAUUCAAUAUCUUUUGUAUGAGGUAACUAGAAUAGCGAAAAUUCUAAACUACUACAUAUUUGAUAUCAACUAUGUUCAUACCAACCUAAUUCAGAUCAGACUCGAGCGGGCAUAGCGGAAUUUGUACAUCGAAUGCCAUGUACGCAGCUCACCUGGGUUCGAAUCCCAACCCCGCACACAGGAAUAGAGAUUUUUUAUAGGAAAAUUUCUAACAUGAAUGAAAAAGCGAAUGACCUCAAGGUUAAAGUGUCCAUAAUAGAAUCAAAAAUAUGAUCAGACUUGUAAGGGUUAAACAAUUAAAUGGUUUGAUUAGAAGUCAUGAGGUUGUCUUCAAAUUUCGCCAAUAUGAAAUCGAUUUUUUGAUUUAUUGAAUUUCCAAUUCUUUUUCUUUACCAGGAAUCGUCCAGCACCCAGUCCUUAUAAACAUCAUUCUCGGGUUGCAGGCCCUAAUCGUUAAGGAGGGCCCCUCUUGGCGUUGACAAAUAUUAUGUUAAAAGUGCCAUUUGGGUUUACUUUACCCCAUUGAACCUUCGCUUCAAUGGAUCAACGUUCCUCACAAAGAUUCUCGAAAGAAACUGAAGUGUGAUUUACCACCCCGUGUUUGUUUACUGUGGAGCUCGCUCGAGUUAUCCUUCACAGCGAGAGUGGCUGGAGCUUUUAGAUUCUUUGUGAAUAUCCGAGGAAGCGAAGUACACUCAGGUUUUUUUACGCGGGGAUACAGACCGCGUAAAUGUAAACCACGUAAAUGAAAACCGCAUAAAUUUAAGAAUCCGCUUUAAUGGGAGCCUCACAGAGAACAGACGUCCAUCUUCAGCAUUCAAUUUGUGUAAAAUCUCGGUUUCGGAGGUAGUUGGGAUAUCCAAACCAGGUGCGCUACUGUCGUCAGUCAGUUUGACAGAAUUGACAGCGGUUAUUCCUCUACCCAGUCAAACUAGUCUGGAAACGGUUCGGACUUCCAGCAUGAAUUCCAGCUCAAAUGCAUCAACCGAUAGAGUCGGAAUCGGUUGAUGCAUUUGAGCAAGAUUCCAUACUGAAUCCAUUCAGGAUUUCGAACCGGUUCCGGAAUGGAUUUGACGGAUAGUUAGGAUAGGUUGGUGUGGCGGCGCUAGUGUUUAUCGUAUAUUAAUUCAAAUGUUUACACACGUUUUUUAAAUGUUUUUGUUCGAUCAUGGAUGUCUGUUCUCUGUGGAAGCCUCGUUAAUGGAUACCGCGUAAAUUUCAAAAUCCGCGUAAAUGAAAACCGCGUAAAUUUCAAAAACCGCGUAAAUUAAAACCGCGUAAAUUUCAAAAUCCGCGUCAAUGAAAACCGCGUAAAUUUCAAAAUCCGCGCAAAAAAAAAACGCGCAAAAAACCGCGUAAAAAAACCUGAGUGUACUACGCCCAACUAAAUCAACAAAACUGUUAACAAAUGCAAAAACAUACAACUAAAUGUGAACGGCACAGAAAAGUGGAGUACUUUACCAAAACAUUAGACUCUACAGUGAAUAUGAAGAAAAUAAGAUAUUUUUUCACCUAGUGCUACGAGCUACAUAAGAAAUAAAACAUUGCAUAUUUAUUUGUUUUUAAGCGUUU
Topomyia yanbarensis is the source of this 3512-nucleotide messenger RNA. RefSeq names its product proton-coupled amino acid transporter-like protein CG1139. Gene Ontology annotation, cellular component: vacuolar membrane. The transcript is spliced from 8 exons. The coding region runs from base 223 to 1599 and encodes 458 amino acids. Lineage: Eukaryota; Metazoa; Arthropoda; Insecta; Diptera; Culicidae. Gene Ontology annotation, biological process: amino acid transmembrane transport. Gene Ontology annotation, molecular function: amino acid transmembrane transporter activity. The record is from RefSeq and is a predicted model, not a curated record.